This is a messenger RNA of Clupea harengus (Atlantic herring), 678 nucleotides long. RefSeq lists its product as uncharacterized. The coding region runs from base 1 to 678 and encodes 225 amino acids. The record is from RefSeq and is a predicted model, not a curated record. NCBI's taxonomy places the organism in Eukaryota, Metazoa, Chordata, Actinopteri, Clupeiformes, Clupeidae. The transcript has 8 exons.
AUGGGGAUAUGGACUGGCCAUGGAGAACAAAAGAGUGAUGUGAUUGCUGUGCAGGUCUCCAGCAAGGCAGAUGGCACCAGUGCAAUGACUCAAGCACAUCCUGCUGAGGUUGAUUUGCCUAAAGCCGAUCUACAGAGUGAUGUGAUUGCUGUGCAGGCCUCAAUCAGUGGAGAUGACACCACCAGCAUGAAUACAGCCCACCCUGCUUUGGUUGAAUAUCCAAAUGCAGUUACACUGAUUGAUCUGAUUAUUUUGCAGGUCUCCAGCAACGACGAUGACAUCAGCACAAUUAAUUUUGCACAACCUGCUGUGGUUGAAUUCCCAAGAGCAGAUCUUCAGGUUGAGGACACUUGUUGUUUUAAAUUGGUGGACUACACAAGCUCCGAAGAAGAAACCAGUGACCUGGAAAAUGCGAGCUGCUCUAGCCAAGUCUUGACAUACAAAACCCAUAACAAGAAUUCAGAAUUGUCAACUGAUGAUGAAUAUGUGCCAAAACUGAGGAGAACAAAAAGCAUACUGAUGAAGGAUGGUAUCCCACCUAUAACGGAGAAGCUGUUUGACUCUGAUGACUCCUGCCCUGAUAGUGAAGAGGAAUGGGCAGUGGAAAGCUUGUUCCUUGUAAAAGGCCGACGGAAGAUGCUCAGGGUGAGGAAUUCGUCCACUGCCCCUACUGCCUAG